This is a messenger RNA of Dicentrarchus labrax (European seabass), 1197 nucleotides long. It is a transcript of the gene hmgb1b, whose product is annotated as high mobility group box 1b. The record is from RefSeq and is a predicted model, not a curated record. The transcript has 5 exons. NCBI's taxonomy places the organism in Eukaryota, Metazoa, Chordata, Actinopteri, Moronidae. Gene Ontology annotation, molecular function: DNA binding, bending. Gene Ontology annotation, biological process: regulation of transcription by RNA polymerase II. Gene Ontology annotation, cellular component: nucleus. Bases 156 to 761 code for a protein of 201 amino acids.
GUCCGACAGCCGGAGCCCAACACACGGGAUAAACACCGAGGAUCCUCGCAGCCGAAGCACCGCGGACUCACUGACUGGUGCUUUUCGUCCCAUUGUUCGAGACGUACCGACGUACAGCUGGCCUCUUGUAGCGUUUGUAAACGGGGUAAUCCAAGAUGGUAAAAGAUCCAAGGAAGCCGAGAGGCAAAAUGUCCUCAUAUGCCUACUUUGUGCAAACAUGCCGAGAGGAGCACAAGAAGAAACAUCCCGAGGCCUCUGUCAACUUUGCAGAGUUCUCCAAGAAAUGCUCUGAGCGUUGGAAGACUAUGUCUCCCAAAGAAAAAGGCAAGUUUGAAGAUAUGGCCAAACUAGACAAGGUGCGCUAUGAGAAGGAAAUGAAGAAUUACAUUCCCCCCAAGGGCCAGAAGAAGAAGCGAUUCAAGGACCCCAAUGCCCCCAAGAGACCACCGUCUGCAUUCUUCAUAUUCUGUGCUGACUUUCGUCCCAAGGUAAAAAGUGAGCACCCUGGACUCUCCAUUGGGGACACAGCAAAGAAGUUGGGAGACAUGUGGAACAGCUCAACUGCAGAGGACAAGCAGCCGUAUGAGAAGAAGGCUGCAAAGCUGAAGGAGAAGUACGACAAGGAUGUCGUUGCCUAUCGCACGAAGGGCAAAGUGGAUUCAGCAUCGGCUGCUACAGCAGACGACGACGAUGAGGAAGAGGACGAAGAGGAGGUAGAGGAGGAGGAAGAAGAAGACGAUGACGAUGACGAUGAUGAGUAGAUGAUUGCACCUUGGACCUGAAGUUUUGUUUAUGCCAUAUAACCCUAAUAUACUCAAUUCACCACCUUGAAACAGAAGUCAGACUGAACAAGAACAUGUGUAUAUUUAAUGUUUUUAAGAUGUACAGUGUUAUUCUCCUUUUUUUUUUUGUAAAGUUAACACUACAUACGUUGAGUUGGAGAUUUUCUAGUGGUAGUUCUUUAUCCCUGCCAUAUUAUGUAACAAUUUAGGACUGCAAAUCAGUAUGAAAGUAACUAGUCUUUAGGUGUUCCAACUCAAAAAUGAAAAUUCUGAGUUGGUAGUGUAUUUUUCUUUAUUUUGAAAAAUAUUUUUUUAUGUGCUGUCCCGAUGUCUUUUUAUUCUUUGAAUACCACUCUAAUAUCAAAUGCAGCUGUCGACAUUCAAGAAUGUCUUCAAUAAAGGUCGUUUUUCUUAA